This is a messenger RNA of Mastomys coucha (southern multimammate mouse), 1856 nucleotides long. RefSeq names its product F-box protein 47 (gene Fbxo47). Lineage: Eukaryota; Metazoa; Chordata; Mammalia; Rodentia; Muridae. The transcript is spliced from 11 exons. The record is from RefSeq and is a predicted model, not a curated record. The coding region runs from base 247 to 1602 and encodes 451 amino acids. Gene Ontology annotation, molecular function: protein binding.
UUGAGGCGACGGUGGCGCCCGAGAGCUGAGGAAGCAGCUCGGGGGCGGAGCGGAGCGAGCGAGGCGGGGUCCGCCCCCGUCGUCUGGCGGGAAAAGCCUAAGGAGAUUUUCUUUUUUUUUUUUUUUUACUUUGAAGUGUGAUGAAAUCUGAGGAUGGUGGGACAAGACGACUAGAUCCCACUCUCCUGUGAUACUGUAGCCGGAAAACAGUCGAAGUCUGUGGAUAAAUUCAUGGGAUAAGAGAAGAUGGCAUCUAGAGUAAAUACCAGUUUCACUUUGAUACCCAGCCAAAAAUGUAAACGUUCUAAUCAUCAGUCCAACUAUUUUUGCAACACCCUUGAUUCCGAUCCUCAACUCUUAUCUACACUUGGAAAUUUUAAAGUCUUACCAUUGGAAAUAUUACACAUAAUUUUAAGAUACUUGUCAGUGAAAGAUAUUGGCAUAUUAAGUAUGGUGUCCAAAACAGUCAGCCAGCAUAUAAUUAAUUAUAUCUCAACCUCAUCUGGAAGUAGGAGACUUUUACUACAGAACUUUCAUGACCUUGACCUGCCUGGCACAAAAGAAGAGACUGCUCUACUGGAGCACUACAGAGCUCUAGGUCUACUAUUUAAAAGAUGCACCUUGCUGCUUCCCACCAAGGAAAGACUGAAGUACAUUCACAAGAUACUCUCAGAAGUUUCCUGCUUUAAAUUCAGUGGCUGUUCAGCUCCUUUGCAGUGUUUAGGAUUAUCAUGUUACGGCAUGUUUUUACAGACCUUAACAGCAGGUUGGGAUGAACUGGAGUGCCAUCGUGUGUAUAACUUCUUAUGUGAGCUGACUAAUCUCUCCCGAAAGAUGCAGACUGUUGUCUGCAACAAACCAGGAAGUGCUCGAAAACUAGAGUUAAGGGUUAGACUGUUCUGUCGGAAUGUCCUACUUGAUCACUGGACACAUCGAAGUGAUUCUGCAUUUUGGCUAACUCGAAUAUUAAAGCCAUGGCCAAUGGUGAAUCAGGCAAGACUGCUAUAUAUUAUCUUUGGACCAACAUCUCCUCAUGAUGGGCAGGUGAUUUGGCAGGAAAUGAUAGAAGGACCUACAGAUGAAUCCAGUCUGAAAGGUUUGGCUAAUGCCAUUAAGUUACUGUAUGACACAGGUGCCAAAGGCUGGACAGCAGAUGAUGUCAUCAGUCUUGUAGAUGAGCUAUCAGUGGUUCCCCGGGAGUGGCUUCUGGAGAAUAAUGCACGCCUCCUAAUCCUGAGCGGGAACAACAUCUGCUUCACUUUCAUGGCUAGUAAAGCUGUAAACGGACGAGCCAUUGAACUGGCAAGACUCAUAGUCUUUUUGGCUUUGGUGUGUGAGAAGGAGCUGUACUGCAUGGACUGGACAGUGAGAAUGAUGCAGAAAGUCUGCAAAGUCUUCAGCACUGCAGCAGAGAGAAAGAGCUUCCUGCAGAGUGUGGCCAAUGCCUUCGCCUGCGUCACGAUGGAGAUGCUGCAGCCUGUCAUGUCUGGAGAGCGUGAUGACGAUGACAGAGGCUUCCUGAAUUUGUUCCAUCUUCUCCAUGCUCAGGCGAACUUCCAUAAGGAGGUGCUGUAUCUGACCAUGAAUGCUGUCUCUUCCUAAGUCAGAAAGCUUGUCUCUUAAAGAGUAUGCCCCACACACACACUGGCAUUCAGUAGAGUGAUGCUUUUUCACAUCCAAGGAUAGCACCUAUUGGACUCUCGAGAAUCUAAUUAACCAGAAACUCCAGUUGCACAGGACUUUAGCUUAUAACUGUUUCACUCUGAUUAUUAGAAAAUAGCAGGCAAACCCCAGAAUAUAUUGUAACUUUUCUGGAAAACAAGAUCUGGCUCUCCAGGUCUUGGUAAAUACAACAU